CAAAACACAAAAUGCCGGAGGAACUCAGCGGGUCAGGCAGCAUCUGUGGAGGGCAUCGGGCAGGCAACGUUUCUGGUUAGGACCCUUAAUCUGGUAGCAGAGAGGAGUUGACAUCGGGGAAGGGAGUAAGCACAAAACACCGUUUAUUGAGUGUGUACUGGGUUAUCUAUUAAGUCUGGGCGCAAGUGCACUGGGAAAACCAGUCAUUUCCCGAGAUUGGCGAACGUUAGACGUUGGUGAGAAGUCAAAAAUGAGACAAUCAUUUUGUGGAAUUUAUACACAUGGAGUAAAAUUUGUUUAAAGUUUAUUUGAAAAGUCUGCGAUUCUUCAAAUAUGAAUGAAUAUACAAUGCAGACCGUUCUUCAGUUAACUCGCUGGGUUUUAUUUUAUUUGGGACUUCUGCAAGAAAGGGUUAUUAGAUCCAGUAUUCACGAUGCAGUAUGUGGAACUGGCACUCUUAGAAAGUUAUGGACGGGCUUCAGAAUAUUCUCUGCAAUGAGGUAGAUGGACACAUGGUGAUUUUUUUUUUUUUUGGAGAGUGGUUUGCUUUGAAGUGAAAAGGGACGGGUCAGCUCGGCUGCUCAGAAUGCUAUUUGGUCCUCUUGUAGGAGCUUGUGGGUUAAGGAGCUGACGAUGAUCGAUGUCUGAGGCCGUUUAUUAUUGUUGAACGUCGCUGAAAGAUUUUUUUUUUAACGUAGUCUGUUACAAUGAGACUUGAAUGCAAAAGAGUGCUGGAGUCGACUGUAUGUGUGCAGGGAGGCGGGUUCUGAUUGACAGAUCGACGUCAGCGCUGAGGCAAGUAGGCCCUGUACUCAACAUUAACGAGCACCAGAGCAACGGAGAGAUUCUGCAGCAUCCAGCAGGUUCACCGUGAGAAUCAUCCGAUAACCUUCAACUUCGCUUUAUCUGCAUUGAUAAUAUAACGAUAUACAUCAGACAUCCCCCCUCCCCCAAUUAUUCCAGGAGCAGUUGGGGAGUGGAACGCUCUCAAUCGUGGGGAUUUCUGCAGAAAUCAACUUGGUUGCAAGACCUGGGAUAUCUUUUACUGGGCUCGCCCGCGGCCGUACAUUCCGAGACUUUGGUCCAGGGUCGUACUUUCACCAGUGGAACUACUGGGGGCCCUUAUAAAAUAAUCUGGAUUUGCUGCAUAUUGAAAAACUUCGAAUGGCGAACCGCUGAUCGAUUCGGAUAGAAGUCGAGGUUCAGUUUGUUGAGAUGCUGCAAGAAAAGAGUGCUGCAGAAAGUGAAGAGAGCUAUCCAGCAGCUCAGGUGGAUGGACACCAGGAACACAAUGUGCAGUCACCAGGGCACGGAGCUCCAGGGGCCAGUAGCAUGUCUCCAGGCAGCCCACAGGGACAGGACCCCGACCAGAGCAUCGAGAACAUCAAGGUUUAUCUGCAUGAAAAGGAGCUUUGGAAGAAAUUUCACGAAGCUGGAACAGAAAUGAUCAUCACCAAGGCUGGCAGGCGAAUGUUUCCGAGUUACAAGGUGAAGGUUACCGGGAUGAAUCCAAAAACCAAGUACAUUCUGCUGAUUGACAUUGUGCCUGCAGAUGAUCAUCGAUAUAAAUUCUGUGACAACAAGUGGAUGGUGGCUGGAAAGGCAGAGCCGGCCAUGCCCGGGAGGCUGUAUGUGCAUCCGGAUUCACCAGCUACGGGGGCACACUGGAUGCGACAACUCGUCUCCUUCCAGAAACUGAAACUGACCAACAAUCACCUGGAUCCAUUUGGGCAUAUCAUUUUGAAUUCCAUGCACAAGUACCAACCAAGACUCCACAUUGUGAAAGCAGAUGAAAAUAAUGCCUUUGGUUCAAAAAACACAGCCUUCUCUACUCAUGUAUUUACGGAGACAACAUUCAUUUCAGUCACAUCAUAUCAGAAUCACAAGAUUACCCAGUUGAAGAUUGAAAACAAUCCAUUUGCUAAGGGAUUUAGAGGAGGAGAUGACAGUGACUUGCGCGUAUCUCGUUUGCAGAGGUACGUUAUGCAACAAACAUGCAGAGAAUAUCCAGUUAUUUCAAAAAGCAUUGUAAGACAAAGACUUAUUUCAAACCACGGUCAAUUGACACCGAAGAUGGAAGGCAGCGGGCCUCAUGGAACACAGGGUCAUCAGCACUAUGCUUACGACAACAAUGGACCAAUACAAAUAACGGCAGCAGGCGCCCAAGAUCUGGCAAUCAGCCCAUUCGCACCUCAAAGAGAUUCAGGACUGAUCUAUCACUGUUUUAAACCACGAGAAGCCCAUGGCCAUCCAGAGUUGCCCUGCAAGCGGCCUUUUCUCGAAGCUCCCGCCUCCAUUGCGGAUGACCAUUAUUUCCGUCCACCACCUUACGACCAGCAGGUGAUGAAUCCGUCGUAUCGGAACGAGCAAGAUUUAAGGGAUGCCUGUAUGUUUUCCGCCCCUGGAAGUGAUGUGCCUGCGGGAGCCACGGUCGAAGAGCAUCCUUCUCAAACGCUAAACUGCAACAUGUGGGCUUCUGUUCCACCGUACGGUAACUGCAGCGUUCAGACCAUGGAGACCGUUCCUUACCAGCAUUUCUCAGCCCACUUUACCACCACGGCGAUGAUGCCACAUCUCUCCAGUCUUCCUGGACAGAGCUCACAGCCCCCGUGCGAGUCACAGUUCAGUGGCUAUCACUCGCCACCGCAACAGCAGGUCCGACAGAGAGUCCCCAUCUCCUCUUGCUCACCCCGAGACAGAGUGCCCCUCUCCCCCCACGACAGAGUCCCACCUCCUCCUCAUGCCCAGAACCCUCGCGAGUUCCUUUUCUCACAAAGCCUCUCCCUACCGAGGGAUCUACCUAGCCAGUACCAUUCUGGUUUGGGGCCCGUGACAAACUGGACCGACAGCUGACUCAGAAUGAUAUGAAGAAGCAGUAUUAUUACCAAGGAUGUAGGAAAGGCCUGGGUGUCUACUGUCCAGCGGUUGUCCCACUUCAGAUGCUUACAAUAGCCCUCAAAAGGUCAAUAUCAAGACUCCACCUCACACCAAAGAAACCACCCAGAAUACUUCUCCAACGAUACUGCUUUUCUCACCAUUUGCUUGAGAUUAUAAGUUCCUUGGUCUAUGGUGAAUUCCCAAAAUCAAUGGCAAAGAUGAGUUCUGCAAAUAAGCAUAAAACCAAGAAAAACAUAAGGGGGCAAUCCUGCAGUAAUCUCCUAUUACUAGACUUGGGAAUCUAAGGGUUCUGCAAAUUAUUUUAUGUAUUAUGGACAGCACUAAAAGACAAGUAUUAUGUGCUUAUAUCCAAUAAUGGAAUAUAUAAAUAACAGUAUAAUAUUUUUUUAAAUUCAUCUAUCUAUGAAUAAUUUUGGAUGACUGUGAAUUCAGUGGCUGGAGCAGUAAUUAUUUCUGUUUCUCUAACUAAUUUCCAUUCUCUUAGCUUAUACCCUACCCACCAAUUCCUAUUGUGUGCUCACGUGGUAUUUUAUUCUGUUAUGUAGACUGUGGGCAAGAAUUUCAUUGCCAGCUGGCUGCUGUUGCUGUACUGAACUGGCCACAGAAAGAUGCAAAACAUUUGUAUAAAGCAUCAUUCUGCUCUUCCACGGGGAAUGGGAAUAACUGAACCCAGCACCUUCCAAUUGUUGAUCUUUGAGGUCCACCGUCUGCAGGGAGACUAAGGAGAAUGAAUAUCCUCUCAUUCUGUAUUGUCGUGUGCUAGUGAAUGAAUCCACUGCAGAAUCACCAACUUGUAAUUCCUUUUGUAAUUUAAUAUUUGAAUAAGUGCCCAGUUGCUGAUUAGUGCCAAAUAUAUAUUCAUUUGCUUAAUUAUCCAUGUAAACUAGCCAUUUUCAUGUGCAUAAUUAUACAAUCUUUUUACAUGCAGUUUCUGAUAAGUAAAGCGAAAUAUUUGCGAACUUUGGUAAUCAAUUGUUUGCAGUGUAAAACCUGUGUAAAUCAUGAUGUUCAAUUAUUGAUGCAGAGAAAAUUUGAAAAAAAAUGUAAGUAUUUUAUGCAAAUGUUCAGUUUGAUAUAUAAUUAUGGCUUAAAAAUAUUAAAAGACAUUGAGUGAACUUCUCUGAAAUCCCAUGCUAAAUUCAGCUCUGAAUCUUUGAAGCAUUUCACACAUCUGUAUCAGUUUUCCAAUCCAUUUAUAUUCUAAUUCAUGAUAGAGUCCAUGCUGCAUAGAAAUUAUGUUUGUCAGCUGUCAAUUAACCUUCUAACUGUUGCCGCUCACUAAACCGCUUGAAGAAAGCUUGUCAAGAACAAGCACUCAAAGGAGCUUUUGUAAAGAAUGGUUUUACUUGUGUUAUCGUGCUGCAUCCCAAAGUGUUUUAGAUCAGGAGUAUUAGAUACUUACACUUUUGCGAAAGGGAAUAUUUCUCCAUAUGUUUGACGAAGCAAAAAAAAAAGUUAUUUAUGAAUGAGUUUAUAUUUUCCCCCAAUUCUAUCUACAGGGAAAUUGGCUCAUUUUGGUUUUCAUCAAUCACCUUUCUUUUGCUACAUUUCAGUUUAAGGGUAAAUGAUCUUCCUGCCCUCUGGUCUGUUUCAGCUGAUAGUCUGAUAUUAACCAAGCAGGAUUUUAAAAUUAUGUUUGGCCUCUCUUCUCUGUGGAUAACCUCAACCCUUAAAAUCAGACAUCAGCAGGCCAUUGAAUGCAGAAAAUGUGGUAAUGACAUUGCAACACUAAUUCAUCAGAAACCUUCAUUUAUUCUGCAAAUAUUCAACUAGUUUCAAAGAAUAAU
Messenger RNA from Amblyraja radiata (thorny skate), 4685 nucleotides. It is a transcript of the gene tbx4, whose product is annotated as T-box transcription factor 4. The transcript is spliced from 9 exons. The record is from RefSeq and is a predicted model, not a curated record. Gene Ontology annotation, cellular component: nucleus; chromatin. The coding region runs from base 1216 to 2853 and encodes 545 amino acids. Lineage: Eukaryota; Metazoa; Chordata; Chondrichthyes; Rajiformes; Rajidae. Gene Ontology annotation, biological process: cell fate specification; angiogenesis; positive regulation of DNA-templated transcription. Gene Ontology annotation, molecular function: RNA polymerase II cis-regulatory region sequence-specific DNA binding; DNA-binding transcription factor activity, RNA polymerase II-specific.